GUUAGAGUUCAUAACAACUUCCAGAUCCAUUAAAAGCUGCUUCUGUUCCCGCUCAUCAACCGUAGACCUACAGAAAAAAAGGAGAUAUGCACCUAUCUUUUGCUGGUUGCGGAUUCAUAGGAUUGUACCAUGUUGGUUCUGCAUCCUGUAUCAAAACAUUUGCUCCGUUCUUGCUUCAGAACAAGAUCGCCGGGGCCAGUGCCGGGGCGAUGGCCGCCGCGGCGCUAAUAGGGGAAGUGUCCAUGGCCGAUAUGGCGAGGGAGGUGUUGAAGGUUGUUAUUAGUGCUUCAGAGAAGAUAUUUGGACCUUUCAAUCCUGUGUUCAGUCUUAACAACAUGUUAAAGGAGGGGUUAGAACGAGUUCUUCCAGAAGAUAUUCAUAUCAGAGCAAACAAUAGACUACACAUAUCUUUAACCAGAGCUGCGGAUAGGAAAAAUUUGAUCGUUAGUGAGUUUGCGUCUCGAGAAGAAUUAAUCAGUGUUAUCCUUGCAUCUUCCUUUAUUCCUCUUCUAUCAGGAUGGAUUCCUCCAAGGCACAAUGGCGAGUUUGUAGUUGACGGUGGAUAUACAGAUAAUGCUCCAAGGUUUGACGGGAAUACAAUCACUAUCUCCCCCUUCAGCGGAGAACAUGAUAUCUGUCCUAGGGAUGACUCAGAGAUCGGAGCUCUUCUUAAUCUCAGUCUUUCGACCGGUCCCACAACCUCCGUGGCCCUCUCCAUGGAGAACAUGCAGAGGUUCAGGAUGGCAAUGAUCCCACCGAAACCCGAGGAUCUCCUGGCAGUGUGCAGGCAGGGGUUCGAUGAUACUUUUGAGUAUCUCCGCUCUCGAAAUAUCAUCCAGUGUGAGUCUUGCCGAGAGGAGAAGCUUAAACUGAACCUGGAGAAAAUGCAAGAUUGGAAGCGUAAACCUGAUGCGUCCUGUCUCGAAUGUGACGCAAUGUUUCGUGAUGCUCGGCUUCUUAAUCUUCCCCUGGAUAUCUGUGAAGUGUUCCAGGAAGCGCUUGAUGAUAUGAGAAUGCGAAACUCAGGUUUUGUUGCUGCCAUGUCAACCAUUGCUAUUUCUCCGUACACACUCUCCAAGCAUGUUGCAAUUAAGUCUGCCAAUAUUAUGCAAAUUAUUGUUCCUUGGGAAUCCUAUUUUAAAGCAGUAUUGGGCCUAGCUCCAGACUUUGCUGCUUGUCCUUUUGCUUCAUAAUUUUUAUAUUGCGAACAGUUAUUUACUCUGUGACAAUUAUAUCUAUUUUUCUGUGACCAGCCGGUUUCAUUGUAACAACUCCCUGUGAGAAAGAAAUUUAUAAUUAUUUUACGGGUUUAUUGGAAAGGAAGGACAACAACGGUGUUUUAUAAUAAAUUUCAAGAAUAUUUUUGAAAAAUUCAAAUUAAAUGUAAACUUUUUUAAUUUAAACAAACCCUCAACAAUAAUUUCUAAGGUUGUUGUUGUCCUCGAUCCUAGAUAUCAUUCCAGUGUUAAAAUUUUAGGUUUCAUAUGUUUAUUAUACAUUUAUCGCUUUAACUGUUUUUUUUUUGUAAAUUUAACAAUUUGCAUGUAUUAAUAAUUUUGGCAUUAUUUUUACUUUCAUUCGCAUAGGUUUAUAUAAGAAAUAUAUAUAUUAAUCUUGACUUAAAAAAUUUAUGUUUAUUAAACUGGAUUAGUGUUUAAACUGCAUGAUACUGUUUUUAAGA
Eurytemora carolleeae is the source of this 1681-nucleotide messenger RNA. RefSeq names its product patatin-like phospholipase domain-containing protein 2. Lineage: Eukaryota; Metazoa; Arthropoda; Copepoda; Calanoida; Temoridae. Gene Ontology annotation, molecular function: triacylglycerol lipase activity. Gene Ontology annotation, cellular component: membrane; lipid droplet; cytoplasm. The record is from RefSeq and is a predicted model, not a curated record. Gene Ontology annotation, biological process: lipid homeostasis; triglyceride catabolic process. The transcript has 5 exons. The coding region runs from base 87 to 1193 and encodes 368 amino acids.